UUUGGACUUGUCUUUGCUGAUCACGGUGACUCUGCAAAAACAAGUGAUUUCUCACAGGGAUGAUAUCACCACUGAAGAGUAUGAUGGACAGCCAGGUCCUCCAAUCAUUUGCUACUUAUGCCACUAUUGUCGUCCUGAAGAUGAUGCUCAUGUCACCUUUGACCUCUUACUUCCGCCUCACAAGAAAGGUGUUUGCGAACCUGGAAGACACCAAGUUUGUUUCGUCAGCUGAGGACAAGAAACUGGUCCGCACAGAUCCUGAUGUGGAGAGAGUCCGCAGGUGUCACCAGAACGACCUGGAGAACGUUAUUCCCUUCGUGGUGGUCGGCCUGCUCUACGCCCUGACUGAACCUGAGCUUUCAACCGCUCUGCUUCACUUCCGGCUCUUUGCCGGCUCGCGCAUCUUCCACACCAUCGCCUACGUGGGUGCUCUGCCUCAGCCCAGCAGGGGUCUGUCCUGGAUAGUGGGCAUGCUGGUCACCUUCUCCAUGGCUUACAGGGUGCUCAGCACAGUUCUCCUCCUUUAGAGAAAAAACACUGAACACACAAAUAUAUACAGACUUGAAUUACAUUCAUGUUUGUGUGAAUUCUACCUUUACACUAUUUUGCAGGAAAUCUAUUACUGUGAGACAAUGUUAACUCCAGGAUCAAUCACCCUGCCAGUCUUUCUUUGCAGUGCAUGGCAGCAUUUUACCCAGAAUGCAUCUUAUAAUGUUUCAGUAUCACAAAUUUUUUGUUUAUAAAAUAUUCACAAAUAUAUUAAAAAACACAUUGAUUAAACUUAAAAGUAUGUGAAACUGCACCUUUUUAUAUUUUUAAUAAAACAAAGGAAAUGACUCAGGUUAAAAAUAUAAAGGACAGGAGUGCAACACGAAAACAUAAAGAUUCAUCCACCAGCUGAUGUUUGAGUGACUCUCUGUGCCACUACUACUGCAGUCAAAUGCAUUUACAUGGACAGGUGACAGAUUCAGCAGGAUCUCUUGGUCACAGGCUGUUUCUGGGCAAAUGAGUUCAAAAAGUAAAAUGCUGUACUAUAUUAGUGUUACAUAUGUACAGGUUUACAAGUGGUGGCCUGCUAGUCUCUAAACUAUGUCUUUGUUUUAUAUGUUGCUUCAUCUAUUUUAAACACUAGCAGCCUCUUGUCUUAAAACAAUUAGCAAUAGAUAUGAAACAACAGUACAUUACACAGUAGGAAACAAAUGACGUGAUUAAGAUGUUCUACUGAAAGGUCGUCACUGUAAUUCUUCACGUAAACCUCUUCAUUUGAAUUUUGUCUUUGAAGAACAUGAAUCCAACAUUGCAUCUGAUUUUUUUUCUUUCUUUUCCUUCGUUACCCAUCUUGAUGUUACGUAGGUUGUCAUGGCAGAACGUUCCAAGUAACCAUAAAGGGUCACAAGUGUUUACAAGAGUAGCAUCACUGUAGAGUCUGUCCUCAGAUGACCCUCACAUGUAUGACUUCACGUAUUUGGUCCCACAGUUACUAAUAAUAAAAACAUCAAAAGAAAGCAUCAUAAAGACAUGGAGACAUACAAUAAUUAUGAAUGUGUGGAACUCAUAGUUAGUUGAUUAUUGUCUGAUUCAUAACGAUACAGUGCAGAGCAGAUUAUCACAUAUAUAUCAGUGGUAAUGGCUUGAAUCUUUUGAAUUUUUUUAUUGGUUAACUUUCCUCUUGUAAAGCUCAUGUAAAAUUUCUAAGCAUUAAUGAAGACGAACAAACCAUCACGAAUGCAUUAUUUACUGUAAUUCACUGAAGAACUAAUUAUUUAUUCAUCAGAAUAAGUAACACUUUGAAUGAUGAACAAAGCAUUCUCAGGUUCACUUGUUUAUCCUCAAUCAUGUGUCAGGAUCUUUCAGGAAAGUUGCAUCAAAUGACAUUAAUGAAAAAAAACUGAAAUUUAUAUCCUACUCAAUUUAAUAUGGAAACAUAAAUCAUACUGAUAAUACAGAAGGCAGUUCAUUUUAUUUUGUAACAGUGUCCUCAGUCAAGAUGCGUCCUAUGACAUCAGUUGAUCUGAAAAAUAAAUGAAAAUUACGUUUCUUCUUGCUGGUAAUAACACAUUUUAAAGGUAAGCAUUAAUAAUAAUAAUAAUGAUAAUAAUAAAAAUAGCAAAAUAGAAACAAAAAUACAAAUUACAAAUACAAAUACGAAAUAAAUUUUUUCUAUAUAUAGAUGCAGUUAUAUUACACAGCAUGUGUCUGAAACAUUGAGAUUUCAAUCGUAUUUGAAUGUCCAGAUUUUCAUAUUUAACUUAAAUCAAUUAUAAGCAGCAGCAGCAGCAUCAUCAGUAACAGCAGCAGCAUGUAUUAACAGUAAAAGUUAAAGUUAAAAGAAAAUAUUUUCUUUUUCUUGCUGAACUUCCAUUCUAAUAUAUUUCACCUUUUCUACUUGCGUUAAAACGGUAUGUUUUUUCACUGUCGUCAUACAGUUUCCUCUUUUCCUCUAAUUAGCCUGAGACAGAUGCACAACGCAUGAGUGACAUUCAUCUUUUUCGCUUUGAUCUGUGUGAGGUUCAGGUAUUGUGAACAAAAAAUUCCCACAUUUUAUUUCUCAAUGACACAACAGGCACACGUGUAGAUUUUGUCCCUUUCAGCAGCUCGUACAGUAAAACCAUUAAACUCA
Messenger RNA from Seriola dumerili (greater amberjack), 2620 nucleotides. RefSeq names its product microsomal glutathione S-transferase 1-like. The transcript has 4 exons. Bases 60 to 527 code for a protein of 155 amino acids. Gene Ontology annotation, cellular component: membrane; mitochondrion. NCBI's taxonomy places the organism in Eukaryota, Metazoa, Chordata, Actinopteri, Carangiformes, Carangidae. The record is from RefSeq and is a predicted model, not a curated record. Gene Ontology annotation, molecular function: glutathione transferase activity.